CGCAGCGGGUCCGGUCCGAGCGCAGCCUCCCUUCCCAGGACACAGGGCCAGUUGAGCACAUUUCUUCCCCGAGUUGCCCACGAGAAGCAUGCCACUGCCAAAAAUGCCCAGCGUGCUUGACCUGGGCCUGGGGACGUGGAACUCGAGCUCCCCGGAGGAAAACUCCAGGGCUCAGGACACCUCCAGCAAGCGGCUGCCAGAGUACAAGGCGGUGGUGGUGGGUGCCAGCGGCGUGGGCAAGAGUGCACUGACCAUCCAGCUGAACCAUCAGUGCUUUGUGGAGGACCACGACCCCACCAUCCAGGAUUCCUACUGGAAGGAGAUGGCUCUGGAUCACGAAGGCUACAUUCUGAAUGUGCUGGACACGGCAGGGCAGGCCACCCAUAAGGCCCUGCGUGACCAGUGCUUGGCGAUUGGGGAUGGCGUGCUGGGUGUCUUCGCCCUGGAUGACCCCUCAUCUCUAGCCCAGCUGCAGCAGAUGCGGGCCACCUGGGGGCCUCGCCACACCCAGCCUCUCGUCCUCGUGGGCAACAAGUGUGACCUGGUGACCUCCACUGGAGAUGCUCAUGCUGCUGCUGCAGCCCUGGCGAAGAGCUGGGGGGCCCCCUUCGUGGAGACCUCGGCCAAGACACGACAGGGUGUAGAGGAAGCCUUUUCCCUGCUCAUCCAGGAGAUCCGAAGGGUCCGGGAGGCCAUGGCAAAGGAGGCGGCGAAAGGGCGCGGCGGCCAUAAAUCCCGACACAAGAACAUGUGCCACUGUGGCUGCAUCGUGGCCUGAAGGUCUCCGUCAGAGAAAAGCACCAAGCCAAGGGUGAUGGCUCCUUUCCACAAGAGCCUCCCAGAGCAACUAGCUGUGUAGGACACUGGGUGUACUGGGGAUAGAUGGGCCCCUCGCUUGGGGCAGUUUUCAAUGGGUGAUGGGUUUUUUGAUAGAAAAAACAGUGGGGCACUGUUCUGUCAAGUAGAGAGAUUUUGUGCAUAAUU
Molecule: messenger RNA, 984 nt
Organism: Talpa occidentalis (Iberian mole)
Lineage: Eukaryota; Metazoa; Chordata; Mammalia; Eulipotyphla; Talpidae
Gene: ERAS
Product: ES cell expressed Ras
Exons: 2
Coding region: 89-778 (229 amino acids)
Biological process (GO): Ras protein signal transduction
Cellular component (GO): plasma membrane
Molecular function (GO): GTP binding; GDP binding; GTPase activity
Source: RefSeq, a predicted model, not a curated record